AGGAAAAAAAGCUCUCUCACUCCUGGUCUCCCCACGCCGAUGUCCACGAACUCCAGUAGACGGCCAUUCCCGACGCCGAUGCUCCGCCGCAUCCGAACCCACCUCCGUCGCCGCCCCGCCCCCUCCUGCACCUAGCCGGAGUACGGCCUCCGCCACUCCUCCAGCUUUACCUCUGCGGCUCCCCGCCUCCGCCUCAACCUCCACCUCCACCAGUACCACAACAUCACCACGCCGAUGUCUCUCAUCCACCUCCACCUCCACCGCCGCCUCUUCUCCUCCACCGCGCGGCCCUCGCGACCCUCGCGUGCCUGGUCUCCCCACGCCGCCUUUGCUGCGGCCACGGAGCGCGUCCGCGCCGGGAAUUUCAGCUGGGAAGACGCACACAACCUGUUCGACGAAUUGCUACGGCGGGCCACCCCGGUCCCCAAGCGCUCCCUCGACGGCUUCCUUGCCGCCCUCGCCCGUGCGCACGCCUCCGAAGCCUGCAGAGAUGGUCCCGCCCUCGCCCUCGCUCUCUUCAACCUCGUCUGCCGGGAUGAAUCCGGCGCGCGGGUGGCACCGCCCACAAUCUUCACGUACGGCAUUCUCAUGAACUGCUGCUGUCGUGCGCAUUGCCCGGACCUAGGGCUAGCCUUCUUCGGGCGCCUCCUCAGGACGGGCCUGAAGGCUGACCUGAUAGUCGCCAACACCCUCCUUAAGUGUCUCUGCCACGCGAAACGGACGGAUGAGGCUGUGAACGUGCUGCUUCAUAGGAUGUCCAAGCUCGGCUGUGUGCCUGAUACCUUCUCAUACAACAUUGUUCUCAAGAGCUUAUGCGACAAUGGCAUGAGCCAGCAGGCGCUCGACCUGCUCCAUAUGAUGGCGAAAGAAGGAGGUGGCUGCCCCCCUGACGUGGUGGCGUAUAGCACAGUCAUCCAUGGCUUCUUUAAGGAAGGUGAAACAGGCAAGGCAUGCAAUCUGUUCCAUGAAAUGAUGCAUCAAGGUGUUGAGCCCAAUGUGUGGACAUAUAGUUCAAUCAUUGAUGCAUUGUGCAAGGCCAGAGCAAUGGACAAGACAGAGCUAGUGCUUCAGCAGAUGGUUAACAAAGGUGUUCAACCCGAUAAUGUGACAUAUAAUUGCAUGAUCCAUGGAUAUUCCACAUCUGGGAGGUGGAAAGAGGCUGUUAAAUUGUUUAGAGAAAUGAAAAGCCGGGGCCUUAUACCAGAUAUUUCUACUUGCAACUCCUUAAUGACUUACCUUUGUAAGCAUGGAAGAAGCAAAGAAGGUGCAGAAUUUUUUGAUGCCAUGACUGCCAAAGGGCACAGAGAUGUCAUCUCCUACUGUAUUUUGCUUCAUGGGUAUGCCAAUGAAGGAUGCUUUGCUGAUAUGAUUGAUCUCUUUAAUUCAAUGGAAAGAAACGAAAUGUGGGAAAAAGGAGUGAGUCCCAAUGUAGUCACAUAUUCCACUGUAAUAGCUGCACUUUCCAGGAUGGGUAGGUUGACUGAUUCUAUGGACAAAUUUAAUCAGAUGAUUGCCAUGGGAAUUCAGCCAAACACAGCUGUUUAUCACUCCCUAAUUCAGGGUUGUCUUAUGCAUGGUGGCUUGGUUAAAGCUAAGGAGCUGAUGUUUGAUAUGAUGAACAAAGGUAUUCCUCGUCCUAACAUUGUUUUCUUCAGUUCAGUAAUAAACAGUCUGUGCAAAGAAGGAAGGGUUAUGGAUGCACAUGCUGUCUUUGACUUGGCUAUAGGCAUAGGUGAGAGGCCUGAUGUCAUUACAUUUAAUUCACUGAUUGACGGAUAUUGCUUAGUUGGGAAGAUGGAUACAGCAUUCAAAAUACUUGAUGUCAUGGAAUUAGUUGGUGUUGAGCCUGAUGUUGUUACUUAUAGUGCACUUCUUGAUGGCUAUUUUAAAAACAGAAGGAUUGAUGAUGCUUUGACUUUUUUUAGAGAAAUGCCAUGUAAGAGAAUUAAACCUAACACUGUUACAUAUGGCAUCAUGUUGGGUGGGUUGUUUCGUGCUGGGAGAACUGUUGCUGCAAUGAAAAUGUUCCAUGAGAUGAUUGAAAGUGGAGCAACAGUGCGCAUUUCCACAUACAAUAUAAUACUUGGAGGUCUUUGUCAAACUAAUUGUGUAGACGAAGCGAUUGCACUGUUCCAGAAAUUACGAGCAAUGAAUGUGAAGUUCAAUAUUGAAACACUCAAUACCAUGAUUAAUGCAAUGUACAAGGUUCAAAGAAAAGAAGAAGCUAAGGAUUUGUUUGCUGCAAUACCAGCUAGUGGGUUGGUGCCCAAUGAAUCUACUUAUGCAGUAAUGAUAAGAAAUCUUCUAAAAGACGGAGCAGUGGAAGAUGCUGACAAUAUGUUUUCAUCAAUGGACAACAGUGGUAUCGUUCCCAGUUCCCGUCUUAUAAAUGAUAUCAUCAGAAUGUUGUUGGAAAAAGGUGAGAUUGCUAAGGCUGGAAAUUAUUUGUCUAAAGUUGAUGGGAAGAGUAUCUCACUUGAAGCGUCAACUACCUCAUUGAUGUUGUCUCUCUUUUCAAGGAAAGGGAAACAUCUGGAGGAUAUUAAGUUGCUCCCAGCAAAGUAUCAAUUUUUCGAUGGAUUUGGUUGACUAGUUGAUAAUUUGAUAUGCUGCCUAUGAGACUAACUCCUAAGAAAGCACAGUUAUGUUAUUGCUUGCGAAAGCUCUCCUGCCAGAACAACUGUAUGAGAAACCAAACUGCCUACUUGUAUAAUUGAGUUCAUUUUGCUGUGCGUCCGGAUCACAUGAAAGUGACAUGUCUAUGAAUCUUUUAAUCUUGGAUGGGGUGAGGAAAGGCAGACAAUUAGUCUAACAUGACUGGUUACUAUUUUAGGGGUAAUUACUUCUGAUAGCGAUUGAGAAAACAUAGGAGCCUCUAUGAAUUCUUUUUUUGAUUUGUUGGGUUUUAUCUGAUUGAUUUUUGCACUGCAUAUUCAAAGUAAUUUUCUAUGGAAUAUUAGGGGUAACGACUUCUGAUGGCGAUUUUGGGGAAGGUACACAAUCUUGAGAUUUUGUAAAAUCUCUAACACGUUCACUUUUCUUCAUAUGAAUACAUAUUUAGUUAUGUAAUGCUCACUGAUGUUUGAGGUUGCUGAUGCUAUGUUGAGAAUCUGUUUUAUAUGUCAGGGCAAACGGGGCCUGGAAGAAUGGAUGUUUGAGCCUUUGAGGUUGCCGAUGCUAUGUUGAGUUAGCAGAUUCAGGAGCUCGUGCCAGAGUCUCAUGUACUUUAUGUUGUCAGUUCCACUGUUUUAGCUUGUUGCAUACAUGCGAGAAAAGUAUUUGCAGUAUGAUUUCUUUCUGCUUUACUUCGUAUUGAAGAUUCAGCUAUUUCUCCUCAUGAUGUAAGUAAAGGUAUGACCAAGAUGCCCCUUGUAUCACACACGUAACCACACUCUUACAUGUGGGCUCACGGUCCACAACACCAGCUUACAGAGCCAUCCGACUUGCGAAUCUCGCCAGUCCUUGCUUGGUCUGCCUGCUCGAUCCGGCUUUGGCCGCCAGUCCACCAGCUGGAUCUUCGGGGACAGGCGACUCGUGGUCUGUCAUCACCACUGAUGAUGGUGAGGGUAUGACAGAAAAUGAUUGGUAAGGAAGGGGAUGGCACCGUUCUUAUUGAACAGGGAUGCUUUUGAAAUGGGCAACUAUUCAUCGAAAGCCUAAACCUCUCAGGAUAUUUAUAUGAACUGCAAUCGAAGAAAUUUUACAUGUACCAUGAGGUUAUUUCUUAUACUUUCUGAGCAAAUUUACUUUCAUCUGCACAUGCAGGCAGUCUGUGACACGCAGACAACAUCAUGUCCAGACAACAUUCCAUUCUUCCUGCAAACCAUGGUGGUUGGGCUGCUGGUGGCCAUGGUGAAGGAGAAGGUUUCCAGCUACAUCCUAGACUGGUACGAGGUGAUGAAGGGCAUGGGGACACAGCACAAGAUCCUGAAGUGAAGCUGCUCCCAGUCAUCCUGGAGUCAUCACCGAGGCCGAGAAGGCAGCAGCCCACAGAGAAGGGAUCAAGGCCUAGCUCAAGGAUUUCAUGGUGGCUUACAAGGAGAAUGAAGUCAGUCUUCGACGAGUUCAAGUACGUGGUUUUUGUGGACACUACUUCGAGGCCGGCUUUGAUGUGAUAAAAGCUCUUUCCAAUCACAGCCGUUUUAUAUUCCAUAGCAUGAAUGCCUUUGUGUUUAAAUAUGGGAACAAGGGCCGGCACCCAAGCAGUGGCGGUAAACAGAUUCUGUCAUUGUUGACCCAGAGAACAUUAUAGGCCAAUCAAGAGAUUAAGAGAAGCGUGACAUUCGACAAACUCUUCUUAACUGGUCAACCUGUCACUAACUGUCUCAUCGUCUUUCUCAAUGUUGGAAUGAGUGGGUUAGGCAUGACCACCUUGGCACACUCACCUACAACGACCCUGAUAUCCAGAAGCAUUUCCAACUGCAGAGGAUUUUGAUGUUUGUGUCCUAGCUUGCAAGAUCUUCCAAAGCUCUGAGGGAAGGAAAGUGACAAGGUAAUCCAGGAGUUUCGAGGGGUGUCUGGUGGACUUGGGUACCUAGUACUUGAAGAUAUCUGUAGCUUUGUGUUGGUGAUAACUUGCAACCAAGAAUCAUGAGUACAGUUCAAGCCGAUGACAUUGCAGUUUUUGAUAAGAAACUCAUAAAGAAGGUUAUUGAAAAAGAACAUUAUGUUUUCAAUAGAGCAAGUUGGCAUUUUUUUAGCAAUACUCAAGUUCAGCCACAACGUCUCGGCAUCACGUAUGUAGCAGUCAUUUGUUUUAUGUUCCGUGUUUCUCAACAAUUAUGAGAUCCAUGUUGACAAGCUGAUCCAAGACUGCACAUGGCUUUUUCCCUGAACAAAAGGAAUUCGUCUUGAAACUAUUGGCAAACAGAUUUUAGAGCUGGAGUUAUCACAAAAGAACCACUCCCAGAUGACCAUGUGACAUAGUUUACCUAUGUAGCCAUGCCUCUGAUAUAAGGAACGUCUAUUUUCACUAGGAUGGUCACAGCUUUCCAUCAAACUUUUGCAGGUCGACUUCACUGAUGCUGAUGAGCAACCAGAACCUCGUCCAGGCAAGCACAAGAGGAAACCCAUUUCCGUUGAGACUUUGAUGCGAAAGAGCGUAGCUGCUCCGGCGUACGUUGACAGAACUGAGUAUCUGUCAGGUUGAUUUGUCCACUGAACCCACUGGAAAAAAAACCAUGCCAAGUUCCGAAUGAAGCAUAGUACAGUUAGCUUAAACACUUUCAGGCACUCAUGCUCUAGUUGAAGUCUUCAUGUUCUUUGUCAAGAACAGACAUACUUGCAUACAAACUAAA
Molecule: messenger RNA, 5297 nt
Organism: Triticum aestivum (bread wheat)
Lineage: Eukaryota; Viridiplantae; Streptophyta; Magnoliopsida; Poales; Poaceae
Product: protein Rf1, mitochondrial
Exons: 2
Coding region: 235-2589 (784 amino acids)
Molecular function (GO): protein binding; mRNA binding
Source: RefSeq, a predicted model, not a curated record